Molecule: messenger RNA, 253 nt
Organism: Scutellospora calospora
Lineage: Eukaryota; Fungi; Glomeromycota; Glomeromycetes; Diversisporales; Gigasporaceae
Source: the annotation of a GenBank genome assembly
CAUUAUAUAAUAUUUGAACAAAUUAAUAAUGCAAUAACAUCAACAAAUGAAAGAACCGAUGAAUUAGAAAAUUUAUUAAGAAAAAGUAGGAAAGAAAAAGCAAAAUUGGAAAAUAAAGUAGCUGCGUUAAAGAUUGAUUUAGAUAUUAAAGAAGAAGAAUUAAAUCAAGAAACUAGUCGAGUUGAUAAAUUUGAAAAGUUAUUAGAAAAUGAACAAAAUGAAGGAAAAAUCUUGAGAUCAAUGUUACAAGAAA